This is a messenger RNA of Gymnogyps californianus (California condor), 1567 nucleotides long. Its product is annotated as aldehyde dehydrogenase family 3 member A2-like. Lineage: Eukaryota; Metazoa; Chordata; Aves; Accipitriformes; Cathartidae. Bases 69 to 1544 code for a protein of 491 amino acids. Gene Ontology annotation, cellular component: cytoplasm. Gene Ontology annotation, biological process: aldehyde metabolic process. The record is from RefSeq and is a predicted model, not a curated record. Gene Ontology annotation, molecular function: aldehyde dehydrogenase (NAD+) activity. The transcript has 11 exons.
GCACCGCCGCCGGCGGGGAGGAAGGCCCACGGUCGGGGAGGUGUCGCCUCAGCCCGCGCUGAGCAGCCAUGGAGAGGAUGCAGCAGGUCGUUGGGCAGGCGAGAGCCGCCUUCAACUCGGGCCGGUGCCGCUCGCUGGAGUUCAGGAUGCAGCAGCUGAAGGCCCUGGAGCGGAUGGUGCAGGAGAAGGAGGAGGAGAUCCUGGCAGCCAUCAAGGCGGAUCUGCACAAGAGUGGGCCCAACGCGUACAGCCAUGAGAUCCUGGGCGUGCUGGGGGAGCUGGCCCUGGCCAUGGACAAGCUGCCGUCGUGGGCAGCCCCUCAGCCUGUGAAGAGGAACCUGCUGACGAUGCGGGACGAGGCCUACAUCUGCCCCGAGCUGCUGGGGGUGGUGCUGAUCAUCGGGGCCUGGAACUACCCCUUUGUGCUGGUCAUGCAGCCUUUGAUCGGGGCCAUCGCCGCAGGCAAUGCUGUGGUGGUGAAGCCGUCAGAGAUCAGCGAGAACAUGGCUCAGCUGAUGGCUGAUCUCCUCCCCCAGUACCUUGACCGGGAGCUGUACCCCGUGGUCACUGGAGGAGUACCUGAGACGACAGCGCUGCUGACCCAGAGAUUCGAUCACAUCCUCUACACCGGCAACUCCACAGUGGGCAAAAUCGUGAUGGCAGCGGCCGCCAAGCACCUGACGCCCGUCACCCUGGAGCUGGGCGGGAAGAGCCCCUGCUACAUCGACAAGGACUGUGACCUGGCCGUCGCCUGCAGGCGGAUAACGUGGGGGAAGUACAUGAACUGUGGGCAAACCUGCAUCGCCCCAGACUACAUCCUCUGCGAGCCGUCCAUCCAGAGCGAGGUGGUGGAGAAUAUCAAGGCGACUCUGCAGGAAUUCUACGGGGAAGAGGUGAAGUCGUCUCCGGAUUACGAAAGGAUCAUCAACAAGCACCACUUCAAGAGGAUCGUGGGCUUGCUGGAAGGGCAGAAGAUCGCUCACGGGGGAGAGGCUGAUGAGGCCUCCUGCUUCAUAGCACCGACUAUCCUCACUGACGUUUCUCCGGAGUCGAAGGUGAUGGAGGAGGAAAUCUUUGGACCGGUCCUCCCCAUUCUGACCGUGAGGAGCAUAGACGAAGCCAUUGAGUUCAUCAACCGUCGGGAGAAGCCCCUUGCCCUGUAUGUUUUCUCCAACAACAAGAAGCUGAUCAGACGGGUGAUAUCGGAGACCUCCAGCGGCGGUGUGACAGCCAAUGAUGUCUUCAUGCACUCUGUGGUGCCGGAUCUGCCCUUCGGCGGCGUGGGUAACAGCGGGAUGGGCGCCUACCACGGCAAGCACAGCUUUGAGACCUUCUCCCACCGCCGCGCCUGCUUGAUCAAGGACCUGAAGAUGGAGGGUACGAACAAACUGCGGUACCCACCUGGCAGCCAGAAGAAGGUGGAUUGGGCCAAGUUCUUCCUCCUGAAGCGGUCUAACAAGGGCCGAAUUGGAGUGGUCAUCUUGGCCCUGCUGGGGAUUGUGGCAGCGGUGGUGAUAAAGGCAGCCAAUGCACUGAAGAGGUAGAAGCAAAUGAAACGUACCUAAAG